This is a messenger RNA of Arachis duranensis, 462 nucleotides long. Its product is annotated as zinc finger BED domain-containing protein RICESLEEPER 3-like. Lineage: Eukaryota; Viridiplantae; Streptophyta; Magnoliopsida; Fabales; Fabaceae. The record is from RefSeq and is a predicted model, not a curated record. Gene Ontology annotation, molecular function: DNA binding. The transcript has a single exon. Bases 1 to 462 code for a protein of 153 amino acids.
AUGGAUACCGCAACUACUAAUGAAGGAACGACAAACUCUACAAGUGGUGUUCGAAAGAGGAAGUUAACCUCCGAAGUGUGGAAUCACUUCAAGAUUGUGGAAAUCAAGGGAAAAUUAAAGGCUGAAUGCAAUUAUUCCAAAUCGAAGCUACUUGGUGACCCAAAACAAGGCACUUCGCACUUACGUGAUCACUUCAAAAGCUGCAAGCUCCGCACCACUAGAAAUAUAAGACAAUGUAUGAUGAAGACAACUCCAACAACUAGUGGGGAAACAGUUGUGGUUGGUGCAUAUAACUUUGACCAAGAAAAUGCAAGAAAAGAGUUAUCAGUUAUGGUUUGUCUUCAUGAGUAUCCGCUAUCUAUUGUGGAUCACAUUGAGUUUCGACGAUUUUGCAAUGCUUUGCAACCUCUCUUCAAGGUGAUUACUCACAACACUUUAAAGAGUGACAUCUUGAAGUUCUAG